AUGGAUAAGAGUUCGAUAAAUAUUCCCAUCUCGGCUCCCCUCGAUGAAAAUCUUCAUCUCAACAGCUCAUCGCGGUCCACUGCGUGUCCGCCCUCGACACUUCGUUGGAGCUUCGCUCUUCGUUCGCUGCGCUCACUCAUUCACAAACCUCCACGUGUCUCCGGGUCCGUCGCCGCUGGGCUAGGACUUGCCCGAGAAGAGCCGGACACGUCAUUCUUGGCAUACUUAUAUUCUAACAGGCCGAGCACAUCGUAUCAAGCUUGGUAG
This is a messenger RNA of Batrachochytrium dendrobatidis JAM81, 267 nucleotides long. RefSeq lists its product as uncharacterized. Lineage: Eukaryota; Fungi; Chytridiomycota; Chytridiomycetes; Rhizophydiales. The coding region runs from base 1 to 267 and encodes 88 amino acids. The record is from RefSeq and is a predicted model, not a curated record. The transcript is spliced from 2 exons.